This is a messenger RNA of Leucoraja erinaceus (little skate), 8128 nucleotides long. RefSeq names its product Ral GTPase activating protein catalytic subunit alpha 2 (gene ralgapa2). The transcript is spliced from 42 exons. Gene Ontology annotation, biological process: regulation of small GTPase mediated signal transduction; positive regulation of GTPase activity. NCBI's taxonomy places the organism in Eukaryota, Metazoa, Chordata, Chondrichthyes, Rajiformes, Rajidae. The record is from RefSeq and is a predicted model, not a curated record. Gene Ontology annotation, cellular component: cytoplasm; nucleus. Gene Ontology annotation, molecular function: GTPase activator activity. The coding region runs from base 275 to 6244 and encodes 1989 amino acids.
CCUGAUGGCGGCGAGUUCCGUGUUUACACCCGAGAGGACGGCGAGCAGAGCGCGGUGUCACUGAGCGAGAGGGCAACGUCGACACAAGCGGGGGGGAAGAAGAAGAAGAAGAAGAGGAGGGAGAGAAGAAGAGGAGGAGGAAAGGAAGAGAGAAAGAUGCAUUUGGCGGCUUGAGAACGGCUCGCUCCCAGAAUUAAAUCAAGGAAGGCGCAAGGGGCGGCAGGCAGGCGGCGAAGACGACGGGCGCUUGUGUGUUGGCCGCCCGCGGAACGGGAUGUUUUCCAGAAAGCCUCAUGGAGACGUCAAGAAAUCUACACAGAAAGUUCUGGACCCAAAGAAGGACGUGCUGACCCGCCUCAAGCACCUGAGGGCUCUGCUAGAUAUUUUGGAAAGAAGUGAACUGAAGCAGUUCUUCGAAAUCAACUACUCUCAGAUUUAUUUUAUAUUCUUUGAAAACCUGUGCACACUGGAAAGUAGUUUAAAACAAAAAGGGAAUAAGUCACAGAGGGAGGAGCUGGACUCCAUUCUCUUUGUAUUUGAGAAAAUACUUCAACUUCUUCCUGAGAAGAUCAACAAUAGAUGGCAAUUUCACAGUAUAGGCUCAAUUUUGAAGAAACUUCUGCACACUGGAAAUUCUGUUAAGAUAAGAUGUGAAGGAAUUCGCCUCUACCUACUUUGGCUUCAAGCACUGCAAGAGAACUCUUCUGAUGAACAGCUGACAUUGUUUGCGUGUCUUGUUCCUGGUUUCCCAGCUGUUUCAUCGCAAAUUGGUCCAUGUACUUUAGAUACUCUUAUAAAUCCUUCUUACAAUAUAUCUGAUGUAAAAAUUGCUGCAGAAGAUAUUACUCCCCUGUUACCUUCGGUUUUGGGAGAAAAGAUAUCGGAAGACCAGACUUCAUAUAUACUUCAAAUUGUUUUGAAGUACAUGGUCAUUCAGGCCGCAAGCUUGGAAUGGAAGAAUAAGGAAAAACAAGAAAGUGGUUUCAAAUUUCUUUUUGCCUUAUUUAAGAAAUUCUACCUUUCCCAUUUAUUUCCGUCCUUCACAAAAUUUACCAAUCUUUACAAUCCUGUACUUGAAAUUCCUCAAAUGAGGCCAAGACCACUGUAUAUUAAUAUAACACGAAACAAUGAAAGCAUUUACAGCACACGGGACCAGUACUUGGCAGCUCGGGUGGCAUUUAUUAAGUGGCUUGUGACCUUUUUUCUGGAAAAGAAAUACACUGCUUCAAGUCAAAACACUAAGAAUGGUGGAGAAGUGCUGCCAAAAAUUAUCCAGCAGUCAGUGACUGCCAACCCAUCAGGUCAAGAGAAAGCCACUGAAUUGGAAACAAAUGGAUCCACUGAACAGGAUCGAUCUCACUCCAAUAGCAGUACACUAUCUGACAGAAGACUCAGUUGUUCCAGUACUUGUAGCAUUGAAGAGGAACAUCGGUCAGUUUAUGAUAUGGUUCAGCGAGUACUACUUUCAUCUCAAGCAAAUGUGAAUUUUAUCAAUGAAGUUUUUCACCAGGGGUUUUUGCUACCUUCUUGUGAAGCAUCAGCAAUAAAAAAAGUUGUGAGGGUUUAUCGGAAAUGGAUCUUGCAAGAAAACAAACCUCCAUUCAUGGCAGAGCCAGAAAUCAUUGACACCGACGAAGAUACAGUCGACCAUUCGGAGCAGCAUUCUUUAACACUGACAGAUAAAGAAGAGUCCAUUCAACACUCAAAACACAGACGCACAUCCAGCUGGGGGAGAACAUAUUCAUUUACAAAUGCUAUCAACCGUGGCUGUAUAUUUGAAGAGGAAAAUGGAAAUGUUCAGGCUGGUAUUCAGUCAACAUUGCAGGUUUUUUUGACAAAUUCUUCAAAUGUAUUCCUGUUGGAACCCUGCAUUGAUGUCUCAAAGAUCCUAGAUGAACAGAUUGACGUGUGCAGGGCAGUCCUGAGUAUUUAUAGGCACAUGAUCAUGGAAUUAACCAUGAGUAGAAAGACGUGGGAACAACUUUUACGUGUUUUGCUCAAGAUCACUGAAACAAUUAUGCAAAAGCAGCAGGAUUUGCACAAACGGGAUAUUUUUGCAGAAAGUAUGGCUGAACUACUUUUUCGGACCCUUAUUGUUGCUUGGAUCCGGGCUAAUUUGAGUGUGUACAUUUCAAGAGAGCUAUGGGACGAACUACUGUCGGUGCUAUCAUCUCUGACCAUGUGGAAUGAACUGAUCACUGAGUGGGCAAAGAUCAUGGAUUCUCUCACUGUGGUGUUAGCAAGAUGUGUUUAUGGGUUAGAUAUGAAUAAUUUGCCACUGGAUAAGCUGAGCGAACAAAAAGAGAAAAAACAACGAGGAAAAGGUAUAUAUCAAGAUCUUAGUAAGGUAACUGGAGUAGGUAGGUCCUUUUCUCUAAGUUGGAGAAAUCAAGCUGAUGGCACACAAGAACAUAUGCGAUUUAGAAGUGCAACUACCUCUGGUGCUCCAGGUGUUGAAAAAGCCAGAAAUAUUGUCCGUCAAAAAGCAACAGCUAAGCGAAGUCAAUCUAUCAGCAACUGUGUGCAUCUUUGUGAUGCUUUGCCAAGCACCAAAAGUGUGCCUCUGCUGCUUCAUACUGUGAGCUCUCUUUUACCUGGCAUCACUCAUGUCUCUUCCUCUCAGAAACUGUCAGAAGAUGAAGAGCCCCCGCAAACAGACUGUUUAUCAGAUGCAGACGAAAUGAUGACUGGCACAACAGUAGAACAAGAACAACAACAACAACAACUCACCCAUAGCAGCAGUACGUCUGAUAUUGCUGAACAGCUAUAUGCUGAUCAGAUGCAAGAACAAAGAGGGGAGCACUCAUCUAGCUUCACUAAUUCUGAUUCAAAGAUUACUGUUGCUGAACGCAGAAGGUCUGGAGGGAAAGAGAAUGAGGCUCCAAUUAUCACAAUAUGUAGAAGCAGCAGCCCAGGUGAUGUCGAAAGUAAUCCAGAUGAACUUCAGACAUCUCAAGAAAGAUUCAAAUUGAGAGCAAAAAGUGAGAGUAUUAGUAGUGAAACAUCCAAUGGUUUUAAUAAUUUCAAUGAAACGGAGAUUUCCUUAACUCAGUGGAAGACAUUUGAUGAAGGAUCAGAUAUCGGUGUGGCAGAUGUUGCUAUUGAUGCAGAUACAACUUACAGUUGGCAGAAGAUGAAUUAUUCCAAAGCUACCAUUCUUGCAGGAUUAGGCACUACACUUCCAACAUGUGUAGAGCCACAUCUUCCCAGCAUUUCUUCAGCUUACUCCAUACAACCUGAACCUAAAGAUUUAGCCACAUUGGAUGAGAAACUGCAAAUUCCUGAUGAUCUGGGGAGUGGUGAAUACCUUGCAGAUGAGUGCAGUAUUAUUGCUGGAGGAAACCUCAUUGGUUGGCACGCUGAUGCAGCCGCCGUGCUCUGGAGAAGAAUUUUGGGCAUUUUGGGCGAUGUCAAUGGCAUCCGCAGCCCUAAAAUCCAUGCCAUGGUUUUUCAAUAUUUAAAUGACCUCUGGCACAAAUUAGCCAAGAUUCGAGACAACCUUGGUGUCAGUUUAGAUAAUCAGGUUUCACCACAAUCUCCACUUCUGAGUCCACCCCUUCGUAUGUUUAUGUCCUGGUUAUUUAAGGCAACAACUUUGCCCAAUGAAUACAAAGAAGGGAAACUACACGCAUACAAGCUAAUCUGUGACAUUAUGACAAAACGCCAAGAUGUCUUGCCAAACACUGAUUUCCUCGUGUACUUUUAUCAUGUGAUUCACAGAGGCAUUGUAUGUGAAGAUCAGGACGUGCUGAAUAUACUUACUAAGCAUUGUUCCCCUCGCUUCUUCUUACUUGGUUUACCUGGUUUCACCAUGAUGAUAGGAGAUUUCAUCACAGUUGCCACCCAAGUCCUCAACUCAGACAUGCCAGAUGCACCGCGUUGUGAAGCUCAAAUUCUUCUUGGAUCCCUGGUUUGUUUUCCCAAUCUGUACCAACAGAUGUCACUGCUACAGCCUGUUAGUGGCGCCACUGACAUUAUCACAGGGAAUGAAGAUAUCAAGGAUUAUUUGGUAAAUAUUCUGAUGAAAAAUGCAAGGAAUGAAACUUGUGAAACUGCACGCUGCAUCGCAAUGUGUAGUCUUGGAAUUUGGAUUAGUGAAGAACUGGUGCAGUGCACAAACCAUGGUCAGGUCCAAGAUGCACUCAAUGUAUUAGGUGUGACGCUUAAGUUUUCCAACAAAGUGGUUGCUGAAGUGGCUUGUGACAUGCUGAAGCUGUUGGUUACACAUAUGGAAAAGCUUAAGAAGUAUGAAUCGCAGCUCCCCAAAAAAGUUGCUGAGAUUCUCGUUGCCACGAUUGCAUUUCUCCUGCCCAGUGCAGAACACUCAUCUGUUGAUGCAGAUAAAAGGUUAAUAGUAUCUCUACUGCUUUGUCUCUUGGAUUGGUGUAUGGCAAUGUCUGUUGAUGCCUUGUUGGAACCUAUUAGUGCAACUUUGAUGGAAGACCAAUUGGCACGCCGAGCACCAUUAUUAGACUAUAUCUACAGGGUAUUACACUCCUGUGUUUAUGGCUCUCACCACUACACCCAACAAAGUCAAUACCUCCUGACUCUUGCUGAUGUCUCCUCUACAGAAUAUGAUCCAUUUUUGACAUUGGGGAAUGUAAAAAAUUCUGAACCAGCACAUUCAUAUGGCUCAAAGGACAUUGGCAGCCUCCUUACUGUCACUGAAAAUAAGAAGAGAAGAAGUUUGGAGUUGAUCCCUCUUACAGCGCGUAUGGUAAUGACGCAUCUGAUCAACCAUUUGGAUCACUAUCCACUCAGAGGAGGUCCUGCCAUACUUCAUAGCCUCAUCAGUGAGAACCAUGACAACCCAUAUGUUGAAUCAUCAGACCUGUCUUCUGAGGUGUUCAAAAGCCCAAAUUUGCAACUUUUUGUCCUGAAUGACAGCACCCUAAUUUCUUACCUUCAAAUUCCUGCUGAAAAAGUAAUGUUAGAAAGGACGUCUGGUAGUGAGCCAAGCCUUCCUGCGUCCGAUGUGAGGGUAAUUGUGCGUGAUAUCUCCGGAAGGUAUUCUUGGGAUGGUCGGAUCCUAUAUUGUCCGUUCAGCAAUCCGAUGUCCUGCUCGAAAGACUAUAGGACGUCCCCACCUACGAAUGUUAAGUUUGUGGUUGAUGGUCUGUCUGACGUGCAGAAUCCCGACUGCAAUACUUGUCAAACGGAGCAAGAUGAUCUUGAUCAGCUGCUUGAAAACUUGGUCAACACCAGUCCAGAAUGCUUGCCACAUCCUUGGCUGGGACUCAGUGAGCCAGCACCACCACCCGUAGGAAUGAACCAUGAUCAAGAAAGGAACAUAAUGGAUGCCAUAUUGGGACAGAGCAAUCAGGAGGAGGAAUACAUUCAGAGGUGGAGCAAGGAUCAUUGUAUGAGUGUGGCCAGUCAAAAAGAAUCUACUCAUCAUGAACCUCAGGCACCCUUUUACUACUGUAGACUGUUUCUUAAUGACAUGGGAAUGAAUUCUUGGGACCGAAGGAAUAGUUUCCAUCUCCUGAAGAAAAACUCAAAGCUACUAAGGGAACUAAAAUAUUUGGAUUCAAGGCAGUGUCGGGAAACCCAUAAAAUUGCAGUGUUUUACAUCAUGGAAGGACAGGAAGACAAGUGCUCAAUUCUUACAAACACUGGAGGAAGCCAAGCCUAUGAAAAUUUUGUCUCUGGGCUAGGCUGGGAGAUUGACCUGUCUACACAUUGUGGUUUUAUGGGUGGUCUGCAACGUAAUGGAAGUACGGGUCAAACUGCACCUUACUAUGCUACCUCUACAGUGGAAGUCAUUUUCCAUGUUUCAACAAGAAUGCCGUCUGAUUCUGAUGAUUCGAUAACUAAAAAGCUUCGUCACUUGGGAAAUGACGAGGUUCACAUCAUAUGGUCAGAGCACACAAGGGACUAUCGCAGGGGAAUCAUUCCUACGGAUUUUGGUGAUGUCUUAAUCGUCAUCUAUCCUAUGAAAAAUUGCAUGUUCUACAUUCAAAUUUUAAAGAAACCAGAAGUCCCAUUUUUUGGUCCCCUCUUUGAUGGAGCCAUUGUAAAUGAAAAGCUUCUGCCAAGUCUCGUUCGUGCGACAGGCAUCAAUGCAAGCCGAGCUGUGAAGUGUCUCAUACCCCUUUACCAGAGCUUUUAUGAAGAAAGAGCUCAAUAUGUUGAAGCAAUAGUCCAGCAACAUAAAGAGAUGAUGCCAUUUGAAGAUUUUGCAGCCCAAGUCUUCGCUCCCUCCCCAAGCUACUCCUUCAGUAACAUGGAUUUAAAUAUUUAAAGGUCUGAUUACAGUUAUUGCUCAAGGUUAUUUCUGAUGGAAGUCAAAGCACUGAUGUGGGAACUGGACCAGCAGAUCACCUGCCCCCAACACUGCCACACACCACACAAAACGGAGUCACUGGGGAAUCUUGCUGUUCUGCCAGUUCACCUAAUAACCAUUCAAACUGAGGAAUUUUGCAGUGACAAGUUGCAAGCUGAGACUUGCUUUUCCACCUCUUCAUUUUUCUACCAUUUUACAGUGCUGAGAAUGACAUUCAUUUUAGAUAUGAUUUGAACCUGCUUUCUUUCUUUGAUAUCAAAUUGAACCAGAGAAACCAGUGCAGUUUCUACAGCCUCGGUUGUCAUUGGAUUCCCAGAUAAUACGCCAAUAAUAUUAAGUUGUUGUGUUAGAAGAGUGACAUGUCAGUCUCUCUGCCUCUCAUGGGAUUAAUGUCAUGCCCAUGCUAUAAUAAUAUUAACAUAUCACAUUAUCGUAUCACUUGCCAUGUACAGUCAUUGCUGGCUACAUGAAAAGACUAUGUGAUAACAAGCAUACUCAUAGAGUCCAACACAAUCUGGUAUUAUAAUUAGGGCAACUCAAAGAGACUGAAAAUAGAUUCAGCAUACCUGUAUGGUUGUGGCGCUCGGAUAUAUCAAUACCAAACACUCCAAAAUAUAUUAAAAUCUUGGCCCUUCAGUGUUUCUAAUUGAUAUUAUACCACUUUUGGGAAAGGGAGUUAAUUCCUCAAUGGUAGACUUGUACGUAAUUGUUACUAGGAAGCUUAACAGGAUAUUAAAAGACAGAUGUAAUUUCCUGGUAUUAAAUUUGUGCUGUGCAAUAUGUGCAUAUAAGGAUGUUUACCAUAGCACCUCUUUUGGCUAAGUAUUACCUACCUGCCCUCUAUCCAUUAUCUGCCUCCUUUCUUGCAUUCCUUUUUAUUCAUUUCCUAAAAUGUGACUGCUGCAAUAACCAAGUACAGGAAAGUGAAUUGGAAGUUAAGAGAAGCUCUGCUGCUGAGGACUGGAACAUUAAGUGAAGCAGUGGACUGGUCACUUGCAUGCGCACAUCACUUGGUCUCACUGUAUUUGACUAUUUGCAUUGAAUUUAAGUGUCCGUGUACAAACGAAGCAAAAAUCUUUUCUCAAUUCAUUUUAUCUUGUUUCUUGUAACACCAACAUCAAAGAAAGAAUAAAGUUCAGAUUUAUACCUAAGUUUAUAUGUUGACUUUAAACUAUUUGCUCUUUACAAAUUAUAAGCACAAAAUACACCAGGAGGAUGAUACAAAACAAGAAAUUGAGCUAAUUUGGAUAUUAAAUCAUACCAUCGGUAGCUUAUUUAUAGUAUGGUGCAUUACUGGACAAAGGUUUAUUUGCAAUUCUAACAAACCUUUAACCUGAAACUCUUAACUGAGUGCCUCAUGUCAAUCAUAUCCAAGCAAAAACUAUACAUAAAUACAUUUAUUUUUUAAAGUGCAACAAAAGAGUUACAUUUUCUUGUUCCAAUCUUUUUGUGCAGUUUUUGCCUUGUUUGCUUGCCUGACAUUUAGUUGUCUUUUCAGAAAAUAAUAUGGCUGCAGACAAUAUAAUACUUCCAAAGGUGCUGCUUUAUGGAAAUCAUUGUUGAAUGGCCUAUUUCUGAAAAUUUUUGAAUAAACAUCCAUCAGGUUGUUAAGGGUCUUCGCCGCCCAAAUAACCUUCACCACGCAGUUCUGAAGCACUGAAUUACAGAACCUAAUAACUGAUGUUUGUUUUCAUUAAGCCGCUAAACAGCAAGAGAACACAGGCAAAUCACUGUAUGUUUAGAUGCCUAAUUUGGUAGCUUUUUGAAUAAGGAUUACCUGUCACUUCUUGUAUCUUAAAAAUGAUGACAAAUAGAAUAGUAACUCCAUUAAAAUUAUGUCUA